AUGUCAUCGUCUCCGAGAAGUCGAAUAACUCGCGCAAAACGAGCAUGCGACGGAUGCCAAAUUCGCAAGGUCAAAUGCGACGGAGGCCAGCCUUGUUUGUCCUGUGCAAAUACCAAGAUCGCGUGUACAUUUUCUCGUGCUGUGCAUACGCGUGGACCACGCCGCAUGCGUGAGACCACAAGAAAUAUUAUAGAGAGAAUACAGCGAGAGGAGCGGCAACAAUCAUCUGUUGAUUAUGGGAAUAUCAGCUUAGAUGGCAAAAGUACGCGUGGUCCAGUUGAUGCCGGGUCAAUAAGGACGUGGAAACGGAUCCCGCUCAGUAUCCUCUCGCCGCAACUGUACAUCUACCACCUGAAAUUGUUUCCCGUAUGGCCUGUCGUCAAUGUGGACACUGUGAUUGCUGAACUACAACAGGGGGACCAAGACAGCCAUGAUACGCUAGAGGCGUACGCCUUGGCCAUCUCGAUUGCCGGCGCGACAGUCGCUCAGCUGAGGCUGGACAGAAAAGCAGGCGAAAAUAGAUGCAUACUGAGAGCGAGUGAUAUGGCAUAUGAGUGUGAGAAAGUGUGCAGUCUCAUAAGAUACAAAAACAGAGUUAAUCUAAAUACUAUUCGAAUAUCGUUCUUCCUACAUAUUUACUACGAGAACCAAGAGCCCGGAUGUGGUGAAUCAUUGCUGCAUUUGCGCGAUUCCAUCUCGGUAGCACAACUCAUGUCGCUGCACCAGGAAACGUCAUACACAGGCCGCGUUACUGAAGAACAAAAUCUCCGCCGAUUGAUUCUGUGGCUGUUAUUUGUCACAGAGCGAGGAGUGUGUCUCCUUCACAAAUUGCCUGUUAUCAUCAAGACAAACAUUGCAUUGCCGUCAAUGAGCUUGCAUGAUGGGCAAUUUGUGCUCCCUGCAUUUAUCCAGUUGAUAAAUCUCUUCUUGAAUUUUGAGCAGGCGGGGCUCUUCGACGUCAUAGGAUAUGGUGAUGAUGCUGAUUUCUCCUCUGUUGUUAGAGCUCCUUCUAUUCUUGAUUCUCAGACAGUAGAAUCUCUACAUCGAAAACUGCAUGAGGCGGCCAAGGAACAAAUCUCUGUUUCGGAUGUGCAAAAAGUGGAUAUUUAUAUCACGCAACACUGGAUGAAGAUGAUUUUGUGGAGGCUGCGUUCACCAUCAUCUUCCUCAAGCAAUGAUCUGUCUAUUGCGUUCCCGCUCAGUGUAGCGUCUGACUUCUUAGAUUCAGUCGCCAGGCUACCUACAUCAGCCAUCGAGGCCCACGGAUUAACAAUACAAUUGAAAAUCGUGGAAAUUGCAAGUUCGGUUGUCGAUUCCAUAUCAUAUUUGGCAACGCUUCCUGUCGCUUUGCCGAAUUGGACAAACGACCUAUCACCAGCACGCAUUCUAACGCAUCUAAAUUCCUUGAUGUCUUCAUUUCGACAUAGAGCCGGGAAAAACUUGAUUGAAGUGCUGUGCCAGAAAACAGCAGAGGUGCAUGCUAGGAUGGGGUAUUGCGCGCCAUUAUCAAGUAGACCGAUUCUCGACGAUAAUAGCAAUCUCAACCAAACUCCGCUCGACGCAGACGACGCAACCACUUACCGACGACAGAAUGUCUUGGUCUUCCCGACCUUUGAUGAUGUUUUAACAUCCAUAGAAACGAGUCUAGAUUUGAGUUCGGCCAAUGAGCUCCCGUAUGAAUAUUCUGAUCAAUACCGCAAUGACAUCGGUAGUCUUGGAAUCGAUUCGCCAGGGGAGCUUGCCACUCCCAUUUUUGACCAUCACAUUGGCCAGAAUACAAUGUGUGACGAAAUACCCGGGUUUGCGUUCAAUCCCGUCGUUUCUUUACUCAUGGGCAAUGACGAAGCAUCGAUUUCCACAUCGGCUCCUCUCACAACGAAUGACUAUGAGCGCGGCAACGAGACUCCUUCAGAAAGGCUGUUCUAA
Molecule: messenger RNA, 1926 nt
Organism: Talaromyces marneffei
Lineage: Eukaryota; Fungi; Ascomycota; Eurotiomycetes; Eurotiales; Trichocomaceae
Exons: 3
Coding region: 1-1926 (641 amino acids)
Biological process (GO): regulation of DNA-templated transcription; DNA-templated transcription
Molecular function (GO): DNA binding; zinc ion binding; DNA-binding transcription factor activity, RNA polymerase II-specific
Source: RefSeq, a predicted model, not a curated record